Molecule: messenger RNA, 600 nt
Organism: Parnassius apollo (apollo)
Lineage: Eukaryota; Metazoa; Arthropoda; Insecta; Lepidoptera; Papilionidae
Source: the annotation of a GenBank genome assembly
AUGAGGAACAGAAGAAAGCCAGGGUCCAGACGUUACAAAGAUUACGAAGAUAAUCUUUUAAAUAUUGCUGUAGAGUUGGUCAAAAAUAAAAAUAUUUCAAGUUACGAAGCUGAAAAGCAAUUUGGUAUCCCCCGACGAACCAUUGCUAAUAAAGUUAAAUUGAAACAUAUGAAAAAAAUUGGUUCUCCAUCUAGGUUAAGCAAAGAAGAGGAGGAUAAAAUAGUAGAAGCUCUUAUACUUUGCGGAGAAUAUGGUUGUCCAUUGACUCGUUUUGAGCUGCGUAUGAUUGUUCACAAUUAUUUAACCAAAAAUAAUAAACUGUGGAUUUUUAAUGAUAAACUACCUGGUGAACGGUGGGUUCGAGAGUUUUUGAAUCGACAUAAAGAAAAAUUGACAUUGCGCUCUACACAAAACAUAAAGAGCUCACGUGCUUCCAAAACAAUAACUGAAUAUGAGGAAUAUUUCGAAAAUCUAAAGAAAAGUCUUGUCAAUGUUAAAGCACAUAAUAUAGUCAAUUUCGACGAGACAAAUUUAACUGACGACCCUGGAUCGCAAAAGUGUAUUUUUAAAAGGGAAAAAAAUAUCCAAAUAAGAUUUUAA